Molecule: messenger RNA, 1433 nt
Organism: Carya illinoinensis
Lineage: Eukaryota; Viridiplantae; Streptophyta; Magnoliopsida; Fagales; Juglandaceae
Product: formate dehydrogenase, mitochondrial-like
Exons: 6
Coding region: 67-1224 (385 amino acids)
Cellular component (GO): chloroplast; mitochondrion
Molecular function (GO): NAD binding; oxidoreductase activity, acting on the CH-OH group of donors, NAD or NADP as acceptor; formate dehydrogenase (NAD+) activity
Source: RefSeq, a predicted model, not a curated record
UAAAGCUAGCCAGGGGCUCCUUUUUCUCCCCAAAAACAGAGUCAUCUAGAGUGUGAUCUGAUCGAGAUGGGUAUGAGUCGUGCUGCUAUUUCUGCGCUUAAGACUUUUGCUUCUUCUGGGAAUACACCACUUUCUUCCACUUUCAGUAGGCACCUGCAUGCUUCUGCUGGAAGCAAGAAAAUCGUGGGUGUGUUUUACAAGGCCAAUGAGUAUGCUGCCAUGAAUCCCAAUUUUGUGGGUUGUGUGGAGGGAGCUUUGGGCAUUCGUGAGUGGCUCGAAUCACGAGGUCACCAGUACAUCGUCACCGAUGACAAAGAAGGACCAAACUGUGAGCUUGAGAAACACAUUCCGGAUCUCCACGUCCUCAUUUCUACCCCCUUCCACCCGGCCUACGUUACGGCAGAAAGGAUAAAAAAGGCCAAGAAUUUGCAGCUUCUUCUCACUGCUGGGAUCGGCUCUGAUCAUAUUGAUUUGAAUGCUGCUGCUGCUGCUGGAUUAACAGUUGCAGAGAUUACUGGAAGCAACACCGUCUCUGUUGCAGAAGAUGAGAUGUUGAGGAUUCUCGUUCUUGUCCGGAACUUCUUACCUGGACACCAUCAGGCUAUUAGUGGGGAAUGGAACGUUGCGGCUAUUGCUCACAGGGCUUAUGAUCUGGAGGGAAAGACAGUUGGAACUGUUGGUGCUGGACGGAUUGGGAGACUUUUACUUCAACGUCUGAAGCCUUUUAACUGUAAUCUCCUUUAUCAUGAUCGUCUCAAGAUGGACCCUGAACUGGAGAAGCAGAUCGGGGCAAAGUUUGAGGAGGAUCUGGAUGCAAUGCUUCCCAAAUGUGACAUAAUUGUCAUCAAUAUGCCCCUCACUGACAAGACAAGAGGGUUGUUCGACAAAGAUAGGAUUGCGAAGUGUAAGAAGGGAGUUUUGAUUGUUAACAACGCUCGAGGAGCAAUCAUGGACACACAAGCAGUUGCUGAUGCUUGCAAUAGUGGACAAAUUGGAGGUUAUGGUGGCGAUGUUUGGUACCCGCAACCAUCUCCAAAGGACCAUCCAUGGCGUUACAUGCCAAACAAUGCUAUGACCCCUCAUAUUUCUGGUACCACCAUCGAUGCACAGCUACGAUAUGCUGCUGGAGUUAAGGAUAUGCUUGAGAGGUACUUCAAGGGUGAAGACUUUCCUGCACAAAACUACAUUGUGAAGGAGGGUAAAUUGGCAAGCCAGUACCAGUGAAACCGUACGUGCUUGUGGUUUGCGCAGCUUGCUAGUUUGUCGUCUGCGGGGCAUAUAUGUGUCUGCAAUAACAUAAUCCCUUUUGGAUUUUAAAACCUUUCUUCUUGUCUUCAUAUACCAUUGGUGUAAAGAUACGAAGAGAAUGUAACUUCCAGUGGGUUUUGAUUCUUGAAAGAAUAAUUAUAUGCAAGCUACAAGGUUUAGUUUUA